This is a messenger RNA of Colletotrichum spaethianum, 987 nucleotides long. RefSeq names its product hydroxyquinol 1,2-dioxygenase. The transcript is spliced from 3 exons. NCBI's taxonomy places the organism in Eukaryota, Fungi, Ascomycota, Sordariomycetes, Glomerellales, Glomerellaceae. The record is from RefSeq and is a predicted model, not a curated record. Bases 1 to 987 code for a protein of 328 amino acids. Gene Ontology annotation, biological process: catechol-containing compound metabolic process. Gene Ontology annotation, molecular function: ferric iron binding; catechol 1,2-dioxygenase activity.
AUGGCCACCAACAACACCCCAGAACUUCUGGAUCUCACGAUCGACAACAUCACGCCGAACACGAUCCGGAUCAACUCACAGAGCGACAAUGCCCGCCUUAAAUACCUCAUGGAGCGGCUGGUUACGCACCUCCACGACUUCGCAAGGGAGACGCGAUUGAGUACCGAUGAGUGGAUGGCGGCGCUCAACUUCCUUGUCGGUUGCGGGCAGAUUAGCAGCGACGUCCGCCAUGAAUUCAUCCUCCUCUCUGACAUCCUGGGUCUCUCGCUGCUGGUCGACAGCAUUAAUCACCCGAAGCCGUCGGAUUCGACCGAGGGCUCAGUCUUGGGCCCCUUCCACACACACGAUGCGCCGACGCUGCAGAACGGCGCAAACAUGUCGGGAGAUCCCGAGGGCGAGCCGCUGCUAGUGAUUUGCACCAUCAAGGACCGGCAGGGUAACCCCAUCACCGGUGUCAAGAUUGAUAUUUGGGAGACGGAUAGCAGCGGACACUACGAUGUGCAGCACGAGGGGAGAACCGAAGCGAGCGAGCGUUGCGUCAUGGUCUCGGACAAAGACGGCCGGUUCUUUUUUCAAGGGAUCAAGCCUGUGAGCUACCCGAUCCCGCACGAUGGGCCAGUUGGGAAGCUCUUGGAGCUCCUGGGCCGUCAUUGCUGGCGGCCGGCGCAUCUGCAUUUCAUGUUCCAGAAGGAGGGCUGGGACCACCUGAUCACCGCGCUGUAUCUCCGGGGAGAUCCGUACGAGAAAUCGGAUGCGGUCUUUGGCGUCAAGAAGAGCCUCGUGGUGGAUCUUGACAAGGUGGACAAGGCGACGGCAGAAGAGUACAAGGUCAAGGAGGGCAGCUGGUUGCUUAAGCAGGACUUUGUACUGGUUUCGCAGAAGGAAACAGAGGAGCUGCGGGACCGGAAUGCCAUCGAGGCACUGGGGAAGCUGGGCCUGACGCACUUGAAGCUUGUGGACCACCUGCCUGUGCCUGAACUGGAUUGA